UCAGUCUAGCGUAAUCCAAUAGUUCUGGUAAUAAAAGACAGCACCUUUGGUUACAGUUGGGUUACAAAUAGGUGUUAGCUAUUUUGUUGAGUUUUUUUUUACGCUUCCCCCCCUGUAUCUGCUUCACUUGUAAUGAAUCACAACCCCCGGAAGUAGAGACCCCCUGCUAACCAGCCCUAACUAACCAUGUUAGCCUAGCAGGCUAACAGGAGUGUGAUUAGCAGGUUCCUCUGCUCUGGGACUACUAUCAUGGCUGUGCUGUGGGAGAAGUUGUGACAACAAUCAAAGCGAAGAUGAUGAACGACAUAAUAGAAGAACCCGAAAAGGACGCGCUCCUGGAGGCGCAGCAGGAACAGCUAGUUUUGUCGGGACCCAGUAACGGCACAAGACCUAAGAUUCCAGAUGGAGGCAUUCGGCCGGUGGAGAAGAGAGGACCUUACAUCAUGUCCAGAGCGCCGGCCAUCCACCUCAAACUACAGAAACAUAGAGAGAUGGUGAGGAAGGCGCUGAAGAGGAAAGCCCUCUCUGCAGGCCCAGCAGUGACCAAUCAGCCGAGGCAGGGAGGCAAGAGGACGGUGAAGUUCAACAAGGGCUACGCUGCUCUGAGCCAGAAUGCUGAGGAGAUGUUGGUAGCUCUGGACUCAGACAGCGAUGAAGAGAUCGACUUUGAGCACUAUUCCUCAGGAUACUCCUCCGCUGAGGUCCAUCCUGAUCUGAGCAAGCAGCUGCUGCAGGAUGGCUACCAUCUGGAUGAGAUUCCUGACGAUGAAGACCUGGACCUGAUUCCUCCCAAAGCCAUGGGCUCCUCUGUGUGCUGCUGCUUCCAGGGUCCAUCCUGCCCCAUGCAGUGACUCUAUGUGCAGCUCUGCAGGGACAACGCUCUUCUUUUCACUGCAGCAGAGCUGCUGCACGGCGCCUGAGGAGAUCCAGCUCUGAUGAGGAACUGCAAACACUGAGCGCUGACAUCGUUUAGCCUCACCGAGAAGGCAGAAGGACACAAGAGCAAGCCUUAUCCACUGUGACUCCAAAGCCUAACUAAUUGUAUUUAUUCAUCCUGUUUCUGCAGCUUUACACAAAAGCGUAACCACGACCCUCCUCUGGUUGAGUGAUGGAGUGUUUCAGCAUUAGUGAUAAGACCGUGUUGACUCAAGGAGGUGCUGGCGAGCUCAUUUCCUGCAGCCCUAUGAGCAUCUCAGACAGCCCAGACCGCUGCUGUCUGAGAUGUUUUAGCUCUUUGACGAGUCGCCACUGUCUGUUACCGUUGAAUGACGCAAUGGCAACUAACUGGAACACGUUAUUAUUGUUCAUUUUUAUUUUUUAGCGCUAUUGGAUUUUCUAUCUGGGGAAACAGAAACACUAACCAACAAAACGAGCCUCCUAGAAGAGAAGUGGAGCAUCCUAAGAGGUGCUCUCUCUCUGUUUGCCUGCUGUCGAAGGCUCAGAAUAUAUCUGCAUCUUUUCAUAGACUUCCACACCAGUUUAAAAUACAUUUAAGAGACGAUAAAAACAACAAUUUAAAUCUGUCUGGAUUCGCUUUGAGCAUUUGAUAAAACUACAUUAACAUGCCUCCACAUCAGAUUUAAUUUGCAUUAUUUAUUUAUCAUUAUAUUUAAUGUUUAUACUAAAAUCAGAGUUAUUUAGAGUUCAUUUAUAAUUUACAUUUUUCAUUUAUAUUCUUUUUGUGUUUUCUUUGGACAAAAGUUGAGACUUCUAACACUUUAGAAUGUAUCUGUUCAUUUUCAUUUUUAAACUUUAACAGUUUUUAUCAGAGAUGCACAGAUAUCAGCUGCAUCUGUUUGAAAAGUGCACGGCUGCUUCAAAGUCAGGAUAAAAAUCUUCCUGUUUACUGUUAAAGAAAUGCGCCCCCCCCCCAUACACUGUAUGGGUUUAAUGCUAGUCACCGAAUACUUUAUAUGGACCUACUGGGUUUUUAUCGGUUUAACCCCACGUCUUGCUCUGCAGCGUGUUUUGACAUUUAUUCAAUUUUGCACUUAACACCAAUUGCCAGUAGCAAGUACACCUGACUCACCUGUACUAUGCAACUAUGGGACAAUCUGCUCGUCGUACAAGGUUGUGUUAUUGAGUGCUGAUGCAAUAAAUAAAUGUCUUGUUUGUUUAA
Cyprinodon variegatus (sheepshead minnow) is the source of this 2119-nucleotide messenger RNA. It is a transcript of the gene fam219b, whose product is annotated as family with sequence similarity 219 member B. Bases 294 to 851 code for a protein of 185 amino acids. Lineage: Eukaryota; Metazoa; Chordata; Actinopteri; Cyprinodontiformes; Cyprinodontidae. The record is from RefSeq and is a predicted model, not a curated record. The transcript is spliced from 6 exons.